AGAGAGGAGGGAUCGGAGAAGACGCACGGUUUCUUCUCCUCUCGAAGAGCCACGAUCCGACUCGACCUUGCGUCCCGAACUCCGUGUGAGUACUGAUGAGAAUUACUGGCUUCGAGCACUCCGUCGCGUUACGUUGACUCGGUUCGGCGAUCUGGCAACAACCUGCGUCGCGCUAAUGAUACCGCAGCUUUGGCAACUCCGCGCCCCGCUGGGAGCCACCGAACGGGAAAAAGCGGUAUUCCCCUCCUCCCCACUUUUCCCCCGCAGCCACACGGGUGUCGGAUCUCGCCUCGAAGCACCAGGCCGAGCCAACCCGAGCCGAGACGAGUGACGUCCGCCUGUUGCUCCUUCUCGACGAGCCACUGACUUCGAGGUAGACGCCGCUGUGGUGGGGAUGACGCCGUCGUAUGGGGGUGCGACGGCGGGGGGUGAAACAUGCCGAGGCGUAAAGUUUACGGCGUAAACCAGUAUAGUUUUGUCUUAGAAACGAUUUUGACAUUGAAUUUUAACUUCGACCAUUACAACUGGCGGAAUUUUUAAUCAAAUAAUUUGUCGUCUUUAAACAUAAAAUCUCUUUUUUUCCACGUAUUGCAUAACAAAGUUAAUAGUUUUAUCUACGAUAAUAAAUAUCACUGGACUAAUUUCCACCGAAACUUUGGUCCUAAGAGAGACAGAAGUUCAUCGAAAGAGAAACGGCGGAAUCUCGCAAAAUGUCCGAAUUGUAUGAUAAGAGCACGAAUGAUACGAAAAUGGAAGAACAUCUGGAAGAGAGUUCGAUCAGUCAGGAUGAUUAUAAAAAGCUGAAGCAAGAGAACGAGUGCUAUCGGCAGGAAUUGUAUGUUUUGCGAUUGAAGCUGGAAGCCGGCGAAGCGGUUCGAAGGGAUCUUCAGGAGUCUGUCGAAACUGCGGAGAGUCAGCUUAGUCAAUACAUAGCAAAAACAGAAUCAAUGCUAGCCCAAAAGGAAGAAAAGCACAGAGCUGAGAAAAAAGAAUAUGAAAAUCAUAUUGCAGAUUUGGAAGCAAACAAAGUACAAAGCACAUUAGAAAUUAAGCAAUUGCAUGAAGAGUUGAGAAAAUAUAAAGAUCUUACAAAUGAACAACCAAAUUGUCUCACUUCUAUGGAUGAUACUUUAUUACUGCAGUAUGAAGAAAAAAUUAAGGAACUAACAUUGCUUCUUCAAAAUGAAGAAAAGAAAAGAGAGCCAAUGGAAAAUAGACUUGCAUUUGUAGAGGCCCGAUAUAAGGAGCUUAAAGAAUCUUUUACAUUGACAUUAGACCAACUGCAGGAGAAAAGCAACGGGUUAGAAAGUGCACGGGAAUCUAUUACGAUACUAACCACAAAGCUUGUAGAAUCGCAAUUAUCAAAUAUAAUUCCUGCUAGUGAUACAUGUAAAGGCAAUUCUUUAUUUGCUGAGGUUGAAGAUAAUCGGCUGAUGUUGUUAGAUAAAAUGAAGUCACUCCAGUCUAAAUACAAAGAAAAAAAACGAACGCUAAAUGCGAAAAUGACCGAAAUCAAACUGUUGAAAGCAGAGAAGGCUGUUAUGGCUAGAAAAUGGGAGAGUGAUGCAAUUGAUACAUUGCAAGAGAAUACAGAUCUUCUAAAUAAGUAUAAGAGUAGAGUGUCUGAACUUGAAAAUAAAUUAAAGAAAAUAAAAAAGGAUAACGUGGAAGAAAUACAGUCAACAGAUGACGCUUUUAAUUACGCUCAAACAUUAUUAGCCGCGAAGAAAAAAGAAAUGAAGGAAUUGUAUGAAAAAAUUGAAAAGCAGGCUAUGCAAAUACUAAGACAAGAAGAAGUAAAUCACAAUGUUUCGAAAGAACUUCGUCACUGGCGAUCUAAAGCGAUGUCUUUGGAGGCUCAAAUUCAAGCUAUAAAGAUGCAUUUGGAAAUGGAACAGGCAAAUGAUGACAAUAAAGCCUUACUUGAAGCUAUUGAGAAUUGCAAAAUUUCUGAUAAUGUAAAUUUUGAAAAAACUUGCGAUUCAAAAUCUACUUGUGAUAUGCCGAAAGAUAAUAAACAUCAAGAAAAUUUAACAGAAUCGUCAAAAAAGUCAGCAGCAGAUUCCACGAAUGAACAAAAAGAGUCAAAUAAAAAGGUCUUACAUUUUGCUAUGAAUACUAAAGACACGGAAUCCAAACCUUUGAAGAAACAAUCAAAGCAAUACGAUUAUCCUAUUGUAUCUAUUACUGAUGAUGAUUCAUGAUAUUGAACAAUUCACGAUUCGACUUUAAAUAUUAUUUGUUAUGAUUAUUGUAUAUCAUGUUAAUUCAAUAAAGUGCACGCAACUUUCUUUACUUUUUUAAAA
Molecule: messenger RNA, 2306 nt
Organism: Pogonomyrmex barbatus (red harvester ant)
Lineage: Eukaryota; Metazoa; Arthropoda; Insecta; Hymenoptera; Formicidae
Gene: Spindly
Product: spindle apparatus coiled-coil protein 1 spindly
Source: RefSeq, a predicted model, not a curated record